Molecule: messenger RNA, 1745 nt
Organism: Engraulis encrasicolus (European anchovy)
Lineage: Eukaryota; Metazoa; Chordata; Actinopteri; Clupeiformes; Engraulidae
Gene: hormad1
Product: HORMA domain containing 1
Exons: 16
Coding region: 148-1335 (395 amino acids)
Source: RefSeq, a predicted model, not a curated record
CGGGAAGGGAACUGCCUGGCACACACAUUCUACACAACUCAGGAAUCCCACAGACCUGACGACGACGACGUUGUUUCUUAAUGGUCGCCACAUCACCAUAGUUCGAAUUCACCUCAACGAGCUAGCUGUUUUGCUAAUACCACAGAGAUGGCCAGUGAACAGCGCUUGCGAACGGCCAACAAGCAGCAGACACAGCUUCUACCAGGUGUUGUUGAAACCGAAGAGCAGUCCCUGCUUGUUGUGAAGAAACUGUUGGCCAUCGCAGUGUCAACCAUCACAUACCUGAGAGGCCUCUUUCCAGAAAAGGCUUAUGGUAGUAAAUUUGUGGAAGAGCAGAAGGUGUUGAUACUCAGGGACGAAAAGAGCUGUCCAGGUGCUAAACAGAUUGUUCAGUGGAUGCAUGGAUGCUUUGAUGCACUCCAGAAAAAAUAUCUGCGCGUCAUUUGUCUCUCUAUUUACACGGAUCCUGAGAAUCCACAGAAAGUCACUGAGUGCUACAUGUUCAAUGUCACUUAUACUGAAGAUGGUCCACAAAUGGAGUUUGAGAGCAAAAGUGGCAAGACGGUCUCCCAGAUGUCAUGCAGCAACAACAUCAAGAAGGCCAGCAUCCUCCUAGUGCGCAAGCUCUACACCCUGAUGCAGCAUCUGGGACCGCUGCCCGACAGCGUCUGCCUCAGCAUGUCACUCAAGUACUAUGAUGAUGUGACCCCACAGGAGUAUGAGCCCCCCGGUUUCAAAGAGGGCAGCAGUGAUGGCGUAACAUUUGAGAAGGAGUGCGUGAAACUGACCGUUGGUAAUGUGGUCACCCCGUUCCACACUCUCCUAUUGGACGUCACCACAGAGAGGGAUCGCUUGGAACAGAUCGAUGAUACCGAGCCAGUAACCUUCAGAGACCAACUGGAGGUGAGGAUGUCCAAGGAGGAGGAAGUGUCCAAGACGAGCACAACUCAACAGAGUAAUAUGCUGCAGGAUUCAGAUGGGCCUGAGAAUACAGUAAAAAUAGAGACGUCAGAAGAGGUAUCCUUCCAAAGAAAGAAGAGACAGUGUGGAAAGAAGCUUGACCUCUCCCCUGGGGCGGAGGCCAUGGAAACAGAAGUGGCGAUGGAGGAGGUGGUCACGAGGACGACCAGAAGUGGCCGCGUCACCAGAUCUCUGGAGAAAAAGCCAGUUGAGCCGCUGCCCGCACAACCCAAGGAAAAGAAAAAACCCAAACCAGUACAAAACCAAGAGAUGUCCCAGUUGGAGUUUCCUCUGAGUCAAGACCCACAACCGACCAAAAAACGCAAGUUUAGUCAGCCUAAACAAUGUUUUGAUGCCAAGCCAAGGGAAGGAUGAUAAUAUUGUUCAUUUCAUAGGCAUAAACACUAUAGGGUCAUAACCACGUGUGUUUGUAAAAACAUGUAAUUACUGGAAGUUUUUGAUGAAAAGAAACAUCUUACAAUUUUAUAGUUUAUAGUAUAGUUUUUUUUAAGUUUUAUAGUUCAUCUUACACUUUUAUUUGGAAUUUCAGCUCCAAAUCUUGAAUGUUACACGGGUUGCAUAUUUAUCUGCUUUAUUGUUAAUCAUAUCCUAUCAGACAAAGACUGUACUGAGUUACAGUGUUUUCUGUUACAUAUUAAUAUUUUAACUUAAAUGUAAUUUAAUUUAUGUAUUUAUUUUUGUGCUACUACAAGGUGUUUCUUAAUUAAGCUACCCAUUUGUAUGCCAUAGUUUUGAAGUGUGUAAUAAAUUGUCUUGUAAAUUGA